This is a messenger RNA of Mycena citricolor, 1239 nucleotides long. The record is from the annotation of a GenBank genome assembly. NCBI's taxonomy places the organism in Eukaryota, Fungi, Basidiomycota, Agaricomycetes, Agaricales, Mycenaceae.
AUGCCGCCAACACUACAGCACGUUCGAAAAUAUGUGCAUUUGUUAUUAUCAGACAGGCGCUACUUCUGGUGGCUUGCUUCGCUCGUGAUAAUCGGGGACUUUGUCUUGUCCCAGCUGAUCAUCCUCGUUGUUUCUUACACAGAGAUCGACUGGGAGACGUAUAUGAUUCAGACUGAGGUGUACAUGAAGGGUGAACUGGACUACUCCCAGAUCUCGGGCCCACCGGUCCGCUUGUGUAUGCUAUACCCUGCCGGACAUUUACACAUACACAAAAUUCUGCAUGCUUUCACAGACGGGGGCCGCAACAUCCCCCAGGCGCAACAGAUAUAUGCCGCUCUGUACACUGUUUCCGUCGCGCUCACUUGCACCACGUAUUGGCUGGCGGGUGGCGUGCCAAAUUGGAUCGUGCUCCUGUUGCCUCUCAGCAGGAGACUGCACUCGAUCUAUGUUCUGCGACUUUUCAACGAUUGCUGGGCCGUAGUCUUCGUGCAACUGUCCAUAGUUGCGUACCAAACAGGCUUUGACGAUGUCGGGACACUUCUCUUCAGUGCAGCUCUUUCUGUGAAGAUGUCGAUAUUGCUGUAUGCCCCAGCGCUUUUGGUCUUGAUCUUCAACCGGCUUGGAGCCCUGGCAACCUUCCGCCACGUGGUGACUCUGGUCGCAUCGCAGGCUAUGAUCGGACUCUCCUUCCUCGAGUAUGACCACUGGGCAUACCUGAACUCGGCGUUUGAACUCUCUCGCGUGUUCCUGUACAAAUGGACUGUGAACUGGAGAAUGGUCAGCGAGGAAACAUUCUUGAGUCGUCCCUGGGCCAAUGGGCUACUUCUGGGCAUCUUGGCUGCUUGUCUACUUUUGGACUGUUCGUGUGGCUCAAAAAGAUGGAGGCGUCUGGCAGGUCCUCAGGCGAGGCUUGAUGAAACCCGACGAGCCUCCGCAUCGCGCGCCCAUAACCGCCGAUUAUGUGGCAACCAUUCUCUUCACCUCCAACCUGAUCGGCAUCAUAUUCGCCCGAUCCUUGCACUACCAGUUCUAUGCCUGGUAUGCCCAGCAGCUGCCAUUCCUCGCUUGGAGGACAAAAUAUCCGAUUCUCGUCAAAAUCGCCUUGCUACUUGCCGUCGAAUAUGCGUGGAACAUCUUCCCGUCGACUCCCAUGUCUUCCACGGUUCUUCUCAUCGCAAACUGCGCGCUGCUGGCCGGAAUCUGGACGGGAUAUCCGAACGGCAUUGCCUGAUGACAUAG